Paramuricea clavata is the source of this 8551-nucleotide messenger RNA. The record is from the annotation of a GenBank genome assembly. Lineage: Eukaryota; Metazoa; Cnidaria; Anthozoa; Malacalcyonacea; Plexauridae.
AUGCCAGAGGCGCCCGAUUUCACCUUUGAGCUGCGCUCUUCGCAAUUAGACCAGUUGAAAGGUAAAUAAAAUAACCAGGAACAGACUUUCAGGGAGAUCAACUUAAUCCAAAUAGUCUGAUUUUUAAUUUAUAUAUAGGACAUUUUAACCAGACUGUUUUAGAGUACAACAACGAAAGCUCAAUGUUUUUCUGCAUGUAAUUGUGAUUCACAUUAUUAUUGCAAACUACCUACCGACAAUAUAUAGACACCGAACAAUGUAGGUACCAAAGAAAGCUCAAUGUUUUUUUGCAUAGUUGAUGGUAGUUAUGGCAACUGGUCAUUAAACAGUACGUGCAAUGUGACUUGUGGCGAAGGUUUUGCAACAUGGACACGGGAAUGUAACAAUCCUGAGCCAAAGUAUGGUGGAAGAAACUGCAGUCAUCUAGGAGAAGCUGAUGGGUACAGACCAUGUUCAGCAAAGCCUUGUCCUGGUACGUUCGAUAGCUUUUUGAAAUAAGUACAAAACGACAUUUUUUGAGUACACGACGACAUUUAAUUUUCCUCGGUAUUUUAUAUUGUUAUCUAUAGUUAACGGUGGUUACAGCAACUGGACUUUGAGUAAGCCAUGCAGUGUUUCAUGUGGUGAUGGAGUGGAAAUAUGGCGACGUUUCUGUAAUAAUCCUGAGCCAAAAUACGGCGGUCAUAACUGCAUUGGAAUUGGGAACUCGACUGAGCUAAGAAACUGUAGCGAAAAACCAUGUCCACGUAAGUCUAAAAUGUGACCGAAAGUAAACUAACUUUUUUUUGCUAUAAUGUUCUCCCAAGAAAUCUCGUUAAGAUCAUCCCUUUUUGCGUUUACAACAGGAUGAAACCGUAGAACCUGGAGAAAACUUGAGCAGUUUGGUUUAGCUUAUUUGAAGCACUCAUAUUAUUAAACUUACUCCAAGUUUUCCUCUCAAAGGAGUUUUUACUUAAGAGUGCGCGAAUAUGUAGGCUGAAGGAAUUUUAAGGCGGUUUUGUAGAAAGGUUAUAUUAUUGCAUGCGAUUGAAAUGAAAUUCUAAUUAGGGAACUGCAUAUUACAGGAAUUAGACCCAACCACAGAGCUGCACUCACAUGCACUAACAACUGUGAUACCCACGCCCAUGUUACCAAAACAAACACAUUCAAAUACGUUUUCAAUAUUCGUUCAAAUAUUUUCACGUUAAACUACUAAUACCUUAAAUUUUCGGUAUGUGUAAUAUUUGGAUGAUUCUGAGAAGAAACGUUAUGUACUGAUCGUUAUAGUAAAAAUGCUCAUUUUGGUCAACUUUUUUCGCUGUCAAAGUUUCCAGAUAUGAUGUCAUUAGAUGAAUUUUUUUGGAAAAACAAGGGAAAGCCAACUUGUGAUUCAUCUAAUGACGUCAUAUGGUGAAAUGGUAUCCGCUUCUUAAUUGUAGAGCAAAUAUUUCUGAACAAGAUAACGAUACAUUUUUGCCUUCCUAUAUCAUAUUAUUUUUUACAAUCUACAUCAAAGAGAUGUAUUUGGUGUCAAUCGACCGAAGUAUUUCAACACAGCACAUGAUGAAAACUAUUUUAACGGCAAUACCAUGUAAACUUCCGUUUACAGAAUUGUAAUGCUAUUUGGGAUUUUGUUUCGGUGUCCGCCUGUUCUUAUGAGAGGUGUCUGCUUAUAAGAGGUCGCAAACGUAUAUGAUUUGAUGGGACUUGGGAGUGGUGUCCCCUAUAAGGAGAGGCGUCCGACUGUCCGCUUGCAACAGGUGUCCGCAGGGAAAGGUGCGACUGUAUUACUUCUUAGACGUACAAAGUUGUCGUUCAGUGUAGGAUUAUUAUGAAUGUUGUGUAUAUAUUCGAGUGAGGCCAAAAGCUACUGCCGAAAGUAAAGCCUAAAUUAGGCGGAAAAUUUUAAUUUAUAUUUAUUUUUAUAGUUUUAUAUAUUUUAAAUUUUUUAUAUAUUUUUAUUAAUAGUUUUCAAAAAUUUGCCGCCUAAGUUAGGCUUUACUUUCGACAGUAGCUUAUGGCCUCACUCGAAUACACAACAUUGUUUCUCAGAAUUAACAAAAGCACAUACAAAAAAUAAUCUUUGAGAUAUAAAUGGCACUUUAAGGCGAUGCAUAGUAUUUUUAUUCUGUAUUUCUAUACUAUCAGUCGAUGGUAUCUACGGCAACUGGACAAAGACACUAUGUAGUGUCACGUGUGGUCAAGGAGUCGAAAUAUGGACACGACAGUGCGACAACCCCCCUGGGAGAUAUGGCGGAAACUGUAGCAAAGAGGGGCCGAGUCGCGAAAUUCGAACAUGUAAAUUGGAAGCUUGUCCAGGUAAGAUCUGUGUCCAAUGGUUAUUAGUGAUUGAUAAUUCAGUUUUGUCAAAAUAGGCGGGUUUCCACAAAACUAGCCACUAUCAUGCAGCACAUGGACCAUGGUGUUUAACAAGUAGCUAAUUUCAGAUUGAGAAAAUUAUAUUAAUAUAUUUCUUUUCAAUAUGUUUAGUAGUAUAGGUUUGUGGCAAGCUAAAAAGUUUGCUUGAACACGGUGGGAAACGAACCCGCUACCUCUAGUUUGCUAGUCGAAUGCUGUACCAACUGAGCUACAAGGUCAAGUCGGUUUGAGUGCGUGAUAUUUCGGAACUCAGUCUAGUUCGUUCGAUAUCAGUAUGUUUUUAUGAUCUGGAAUUCUUGAUUCUGGUGUUGUGCACUCGGGUGAAGAUAUAUAUUUGUGAUAUUGCUCUGAUUCUGUCCCACCAAACAAGCUGAAAUUAAAGUUGAAAUUGCGGGUUCGAUUCCCACCGAGGUCAAGCAAACUUUCGUUCAGUUUGCCCGGUGUGGAUACAUUCAGAGCAACAUCUUGUACGUGACUUGAGUGCACGACACCAGAAAUAAAGAUUCAUGAUUCAUAUUUAGUAGUGUUGUUUUUGAAGAUAAAUAGGCAAUAUUGAGAAAUAAAUGUCUUUAAUUUUAAUUUUGUAUCUUGCUCCAAAUUAAAGUUUAAUUUGAGUGUCAUGUUUUUUCAAACUUGAGCAACAUCUGCUUCCCUGUACGUAGACGGAAUGUUUUAGGCGAUAAUAACUUAAUUGAACUUCCCAGUACGUAGACGAAAUGUUUUAGGCGAUAAUAACUUUGGAACAUCAAGAGCGCUAUCUUCUUAUUUUAAAAAGUGUAUCAUUUUUGUUUAUUAUUUGUAUGCUGGAAUUAUUGAUUUUACUGACUUAGAGUUCGGCAAAUCGCGCUUGUUUCUUCCUUGGAACAAACAAAACAUUUCACGGAACGGAUCACAUGUCUAGCAUGUGUGCCGGGUAGCUGAAAUUAUUUUAUAAAGCUCUUAAAACUGGUGACUACUAAAGGUAAAUUAAAUUCAAAAGAAGCUAACUAGCGAGUCACUCAGCAAAAUUUUCAUUACUGUUGUCGCGAUGAAAACGCAUUCGAUAAGUGAGGUCAAAAGAAGCGUUUUGCCAUUCGAGUGAACAAAGAUAUUUUAAAAAUUUCAGUCCUCUUCGACUCUCAGAUGAUUGGUAUCACCGUUGCUGCUGCUCUUCUUGUGAUCAUCGUAACAGUAGCAUGUUUUAUUUUCUUUCGUCGAAGACGACGCCGAAAACCAGGUGAGGUCAAAAUCUAAUUUGAUAAUUAGUUAAUCACAAUUUUCUGAUAGAGAACGACUUGAUCCAUUAUGUACAAGCCUGGCCGCGCAUCUUCCAUAUUUUUAUCGAUACUUAUUCCUUUCUAAAUUAUCAUUUAUUUCGGACAAUAAGUUUUUCCUGAAUUCUUCCCGGUCCUUUAUCAUAACCGUUCGCAGGAGGGCAAAGUCUUGAAAUUGCACUAGCUCCUGGAUUCGAUAGCGCGUACAAGGCGAGCGCUUAACCAUCCGACUAUUUAAGGAAUUACUUGAAAUCAACUGAAAUUUAUUUAAUUAAUUGGUAUCUUUUCAGUAUGUUUAAAGAACGAGGAAUUUUGACUUUGUUUACUUAAUAUAAACCAGAGUGUGAUUAAUAUAAACCAGAGUUUAAUAAUCUAUGAUUUUGUGUCGAAACGACUUCCCCCUGAAAAAAUAUCUUGAACAUUUUCUGUAAAUAUUUCAACAGCACUAUUGAUUAAUUCCAUUGGAUAAUUAUUUAUAAUAACAUUCAGUUGCCUUGCAAUUAUGGCAUCAUCACGCCGAAUCACUCAACCCUUCUGUUGAAAUAGCUAACAAGCAAAAUUUGAAAGAUUGGUGCACGGUGAAGUUUUCUGAACAUGAACAUGAAAUCGGCAUCAUGGACAAUUUAAAGUUUAUCGCAUUUCCAGACCAUAUUACAUUACAUCACAUACCUUAUUGACAUUCUCAUUAACGGGCUUGUCAAUGACAAUUUACAAUUUUACAGCAAUAAAUAAUUUUAUAAUUAGAUCUUUGUUAGUAUAUAAAAUUGCAGGUUGAACUGACGAGUAUGUGUAAUAUUUUCACUGAUAGUUUUGUGCCAUUGGGAACAGAAAUUAUCAAAUUAGCGUCUGCUGAAAUUCUGAUCUACCUUUUAAACUCCCUAGGCUCUCUUUAUUACGCCCGUUUGGACUUUUUACCGCAACGUUCCCGCGGUCCUCAACAACUAGAAAGCAACAAUGCUUCAGGAGAAAACGCGAGUUCAUCACAAGAGACUGGCACUUCUGGUGAAUAUCAAAACCUAACAAGUGAAGAGAAGCCAGCUCCAGGGCUCUCGCGUGGUGUGGUGAGCUACGGAAGAGAUUACAUGAACACAAGACCGGCGCGAAAUUCAGGGUAUGACAGACUUCAGAUAAUUCGACCAUUGGCUAUGGAGUGGCUGCGAAACGCGUGGGGGAAUGUUGACGAGUUUGGUCGUCAUGUUUAUGACGUCAUGCAACGCGUCCGCCAUGUUUUUGUCCCAUACCACAAGUUGGGCAACCCACAACAAGGUGAUUCGGCCGGAAGUGGAGUGGGCAGAAGUAAUAAUACUUAUAGUACAAUGGAAAGACCCGCAGCAGUUAUAUUGCCCACUGAAAGUGAGAAUACGUCGACGUCAGAAAAUGUUUGAUCUUUCAGACUAUAAACACUAACUGGUCUUUCAAUGACAAUUAAUUGACUAACCGGCAAAUGAUUUUGUUAUUGACUAUAGUGCAAUGUUCUAUAUUUCCAAGAUGGCGGCAGAACCAAGAGCAAACUAGAAAACAGUUUUGAGUAAAUUGAUCAGUUAUAAGAACGUACUACAUGUAGCUGUGGCAUAUCCUAACAUUUAGUUUGAAAAUUGUAAAUUGGAAACUAAGAAAACAAUGCAUUCUUGCGAGACAAGAAUCACAAUAGUUUUGGGAAGAAAAUUAUUCCUGAAUUUGUUAGGACAUUUUCGCUUCCUUUUUGAAGCAUUUAUAUAGUUAGAACUUCUGGGGCAGAGCUCCAGGAGUUUUUAGUUCAGUGGUUUGAUAAUCGUCGCAAAUCCGCGUUUCUACGAAUUUACAUCUUUUUAAAUACGAUGAAUUGCCACUUGCUUUUAAUAAUUAAUGAAUGCAUGAUUACUUGUUAGCUACUUGCUGAUGUUAAUAAUGAUCUAGCAGAUAUAUUACAACCUGUGUUUAUUGCUUUGUAAUUUUAUCUCAUGCAUUACUGAAUUAUAUCUUAUUCGAAUUUUAAAUCUUCACCUUAAUUAAAGCCUUGUUUCCAUAUGUUUGCAUAUGUCGCAACGGUUGUAAAGAUUGAGUCAACAGCCAAAAUACAACAGUUUAGAAUUGAAAAUAGGCAGAGUGAUUAUAAAUGCGUGGAUAAUACUUAUGAUUUAUAUGUGGUUUACAGGUAAAAACUAUGAUAAUCUGGCCGUUGAGAACGAUCGUGACUCUAUCUUUACGACCGUUACGCGACCAUAUGGAAACCUGGCUAAACUAAACCGGUGUAACUUUAUUCAUAUUAGAUAGGUCUAUCAACGGUCUUGUUCGCCUGUUCUCCCUAGAUCUAGAGGUCCAGUAAGAGCCACCCAAUAUAUUAUUCCAGUGUUACUACAAGAGAGAUCUUGUACUUUAUGGGGUUGCGAUUCAUCGAUCUUUAUUGACUCAUUGUUUCCACGUGAGGAAACUAUAUGGCGAGAAAUCCUACGGUGUUUGGAAGAUUUUUACAAUGUAGGAAACAAGUCGGAACAGUGUUAGGUCGCUCCGUACUAGAGGUGUGAGUCGGAUUGGAUUGGCAGCUUUGAAUGUGAAGUUUGGUCCAGGCUCUGAAUCCGAUCCGAAGCUCGAAAACGAAAUUCGAUGUGAUUCAAUUAGAAUAAUUCAUCUUGUGAUUUCUUAAAAUUAUAAAUUUGAAAAAAGCCGAAGUGAAAUUAUAGAUUAAUCAUGUUUUUGCGAGUUUAAUGACGUUAAAAAACAAGAUCUGACAUAUAGCCAGUAGCAAAAUCAAUCCCGAAUCCAACAGAAAAACAAACAAAAUUCUAUCCGAACACGUAAAAUUUUGACUGGAUUCGCACACCUCUACCCCGUGCCUAUAUGACAGGUUCUGAAAAUGACAAUAAACUAUCGAAAUCAUCUUUCUAAAAAGCGAGUCAUAAACACCGACCCCUUUUGUUUUAGAGAGCAAAUCACCAACACAUGUCCGCAUGGUACUUACUGAUAAUUCUACCCCUAUACAGCUCUGUCUUGCAUAAUUCAGUGUUGCUGAUUUCACUUUUGCAUAUCUCAUUUUAAGGAAACGAUGACUUAGCAUUCUUAACAUACAGGUAAACAAUUCAUAUUUUAAAUCACGAAUAAUGUCCAUCAUGGAAAAGUAAUACUAAAGAUAUUUGUAAGAAAAUAACAGCAGGAAGUUCUGCUCUCCGUCGUGACAAACCUUUUGUUCAGAAAGAUACACGUACUUCAAUAUACAAUGCAAUUAUUCAUCCACACUUCGAUUAUUGUACGUGGUGAAGUGUGGGAUGUACUUGGUGAAACACAUUCAAAAUGACUUCAAAAACUCCAAAGAGCUCCUUGAGUUAUCACGAGUAUGAGCAACGAUAUUGAUCAUUCUAUUGCUUUACAUGCCUUGGGCUGGGAAGCACAUAAGUUGAUGAGAGAAAAGUCAAAACAAAAGUGAGGUGACAAAUCACAAAGUUUGGGGCAUUUCCAGUAGUCUACACAACCUCGAACUAAUAACAUGAAAAAUAGUUUCAUGUGCGACGGUGUUCGUGUAUAUGGAACUAUAUAUUCCAAAAGAAAUUAGGGAGUGCAAAUCCCUAUCAUGUUUUCGAAAUAAAAUUACUACUCGCAUUUUUUGAUUAAUACAUAUCCUAAAAUAACUUUUAACAAAAACCUGUACAUAUGUAAAUAUACUUCUAAUUAUUUUACUUAGACUUAGUUGAUAUCAUAUUUUGUAAAUAGCUUAAAAUAUUAUAUUUUUUGUACUUCCUUUUCUUGCACGCCCCCUGUGGAAAUCAGCUUGGGUUGACAGGGUUAGCGUGGGUAAAUAAAAUCUUUCUAUUGAAAUUCGAAAUCUAUUAAAAACCUGGUAUUUUUUUAUAUUGAUUACUACGCUUUUAUAUUAAUUAAAUACCACGUUUUUAAACGAUAUCCUAUAAAUCUUAAACUGUUCCUCACAUGUUUACAAUCCUAAUCGCCACCCUAAUGCUAUAUGCCAAAAAUUUACAUGGUAAUUUGCAAAAUGUACAUUCUUUCAACAAUGGUUAAUUAACCCCACCCUACUUUUCAAAUAAGCCUGAAUUUAAUGCCGUAUUGAGGAAUAUAUUUUUUUAGUUCAUGUAUACCAGCAGAAGAAGAGCCUGUAUAUACUGUCCAGGGUGACUGUCAACCUGUCAUCAGACUGGAAAAACCAUUUUGUGAACAUUACGGAUAUAAACUUGAUAAAUAUGUCAAUGUGACUGUGUACUUACAACAGUUUUGGAAUGACCGUUUGUGGCAUUUACAGGAACAAUACCACCAAGUAUUAUUUGAAGGGCAAAAUGUUUCAGCAUCGUGCAUGGACCAAGUUCGCUUCGCUGGCUGUUACUAUACGUUUCCAGGGUGCGAUCGCAGCACAAGAGUAUUUAGACCAAAGCAAUUUUGUAAAGAGUCGUGUCUUCAUUUUACAAAUGAAUGUAGUGCGUCUUUGAAACAGUGGAUAGAUGUAUCCUCUUCAUUCUAUCCGGGAAAAGAAGCCCUGUUCAAUUGUUCGAAAAAACCAACAAGAAAUGCCGGAGACUCUCCUGGGUGUCUCUAUUAUCACAGGAAAAAAAGUUUAGAAAGCGAAGGUAUGUUGGUUGGUCAUUGGUCAUUGGGUCGCUAAAAUAUCCGGUCCUCUGUCGGGCGGGGGGGGGGCUGUUCAUUACGAGGUUCAGUCAGUCCUUCGGUCGCUCAUUAUAAUACUUAAUAUGUCUAAAUACUACUUUAUCUUGUAGAUUGUCUGUACUUAGACGGCAGCGGUUACUAUGGCAACAUAUCUGUGACAGGCUCAGGUAUUUCUUGUCAGUCAUGGACAGAACAAUGUCCUCAUCGUCAUACCAUGAACGAGACAUAUCCGGAACUAAAUAACGCCGAGAAUUAUUGUCGAAAUCCUCAGAACUCAGGACAACGACCUUGGUGUUUUACUACAGAUAGACAUAAGAGAUGGGAGUACUGUGAUGUCCCAAAAUGUAUACCAG